UCCAGUUUAAGUCCAUAUUGUUUCAAGACAGUCGUGUACAAUGUCUCGUGUGAGUAUAUCUGAAGUAAAUGGUAUGCCUGAAGAGCAGUUCCAGUGGGUGUUUAAGAAUGUGAUAGAGCUGUGUCAAGACGCGGCGGAACAAGUAAAGAAAUGCCGCCCGUUCCGUGACAUCGCUGAACUUUGUACUGCGUUCCACAAAUAUUUAGACAAUCUUUGUCUCGAAGAAAAAUUGGUAAUAUUAAAACUACAUCCUGACCUUGCGGGUCGCCUGGCCUCCCAGGGAGAAUUGACCAAAGAGUCGACAGAGGAGCAACAGAGUGCCGGUCUCGAUAAGUUGACGUUGAUACAAAAAACAAUGAUCGAUAUAUGCAACGAGCGAUACAAAGAAAAAUUUGGAUUUCCGUUUAUCAUUUGUGCCCGGGAAAACAAAGUUCAAUCUAUAAUCAAUGGAUUACAAACUCGAUAUAACAAUACAAAAGAACAGGAAAUAGAAAUUGGGAUCAAUGAGGUUAAGAAGAUUUGUAAAUUAAGAAUAUUGGAUAUCAUAAAAGAAAAUUAAUUUGUUUUGUUGAAAAGUUAAGAUAUAUAAUAAAAUAACUCACAACCUUA
Leptidea sinapis is the source of this 609-nucleotide messenger RNA. Its product is annotated as 2-oxo-4-hydroxy-4-carboxy-5-ureidoimidazoline decarboxylase-like. Gene Ontology annotation, biological process: allantoin metabolic process. The transcript is spliced from 3 exons. Gene Ontology annotation, molecular function: carboxy-lyase activity. Lineage: Eukaryota; Metazoa; Arthropoda; Insecta; Lepidoptera; Pieridae. The record is from RefSeq and is a predicted model, not a curated record. Bases 41 to 559 code for a protein of 172 amino acids.